Messenger RNA from Plasmodium vivax (malaria parasite P. vivax), 4134 nucleotides. RefSeq names its product kinesin-related motor protein, putative. The record is from RefSeq and is a predicted model, not a curated record. Gene Ontology annotation, biological process: microtubule-based movement. The coding region runs from base 1 to 4134 and encodes 1377 amino acids. Gene Ontology annotation, molecular function: microtubule binding; ATP binding; plus-end-directed microtubule motor activity. NCBI's taxonomy places the organism in Eukaryota, Apicomplexa, Aconoidasida, Haemosporida, Plasmodiidae. The transcript has 2 exons.
AUGGACGGAAGAGCGAAGCAAAGUACAAUGCUGAGGAACUCCUACCAAAAUGACAAGCCCAGCUGCGUUAACAUAAAAGUCAUCGUUCGCUGCAGACCCCUAAACGAAAAGGAGAAAAACGACGUAAACAACGAGGAGGUCGUCCGAAUAAAAAACAACGAAGUGAUCUUGACGCUCAACAGAAACAAUGAGGUGUACGAGAAGAAGUACAGCUUUGACUAUGCCUGCGAUAAGGACGUGGAUCAGAGGACUCUGUUUAACAAUUACGUUUUCCAAAUCGUCGACGAGGUCCUCGAAGGGUUCAACUGCACGCUGUUCUGCUACGGGCAGACGGGCACGGGCAAAACGUACACCAUGGAGGGGAGGAUCCUGGAGCACCUGAAGCACGCCGAGGGCAAAAAAGUGGACCUGAGCGACAGCGUCAACAGCGACAUAAAUUACUACUACGAGCUGUGCGACAGUGACGACACGGGCAUCAUCUUCCGCGUGGCCAAGCGGAUCUUCGACAUCCUGAGGAGGAGGAAGGAGUACAAAUCGGGGAAGUGGGGGGAGGCGGGAAAAGCGGAGAAGGUGCAGCUGGAGAAGGUGGAGAAAGCGGACAAGUUGGAGAAACCGGCAGGGGAGCUUGGCAAAUCGGGGGAGACUUCUGAGCCCGGGGAGAGUUCCGAGCCCGGGGAGGCGGAGAAGAGCUCCUACGACUUCGCCAUCAAGGUGAGCUACCUCGAAAUCUACAACGAGGAGCUGUGCGACCUGCUGAGCACCGCCAGCGAGGCCAGCAAGCUCAGGAUCUACGAAGACGCCACCAACAAAAGCAAAGGGUUAAACGUGGACAAGCUGGAGGAAAGGUCCAUCAACUCGUUUGAAGAAAUUUACUACCUAAUCUGCUCGGCCAUCAAAAAGAGACGAACCGCAGAAACGUCCUACAAUAAGAAGUCGAGUAGAAGCCACUCCAUUUUCGCCAUCACCUUGAUCAUGAAGGAUCUGAACAGUGAUGGGGAGAGCAUCACAAAAAUAGGGAAACUAAAUUUAGUAGAUUUGGCUGGCAGCGAAAAUGCGUUGAAAAGCUCCUAUGGGAAUUUGAAGAUUAGACAGCAGGAAAGCUGCAACAUAAAUCAGUCUCUGCUAACCUUAGGAAGAGUGAUUAACGCUUUGAUUGAAAACUCGUCCUACAUCCCUUAUAGAGAUUCUAAGCUGACUCGACUGCUGCAGGACUCCCUGGGAGGGAAGACCAAGACGUUCAUCGUGGCUACCAUUUCUCCCUCUUCGCUCUGCAUCGACGAAACGUUGAGCACGCUGGACUACGUCUUCAGAGCGAAGAAUAUAAAAAACAGACCCGAAAUCAACGUCAAGACGACCAAGCAAUUAAAAAUAAAAGACCUCAACAAUGAAAUUGAAAAGUUGAAGAAUGCCCUCAAUUUGAGUCGAGAGAAACGAGGGGUAUACCUGGACAAUGAGGAGUAUAAUAAUAUCCAAAACAGUUUAAAAAAAAAUAGAGAAAUUUUACUUCAAAAGGAGAAGAUCCUUUUUGAAAAGAGUAAAAAAAUUAAAACGCUAUUGAGCAAAAUGGAUUACACUGAUGAUGUGCAGAAUCAGGUCGUCCUGCUGCUGAAGGAUGUCCUUUCCAAGUGUAGGAACAUACAACUGGUUCAUAACAUUUUGGUAAACAAACUGUCUGAGGAGAAAUGCGUCACGAGGUUUCUCCUGGCCGAGUUCCUCCACACCGAGGGGGAGUACCAGCAGCACGUCAAUCUACUCGCGCAGACGCAGAAGAGGAUCUCCACCCUUUUUCGAGAAACGAUUGCGAACCUUACGGGGAGGAAGAACCAGGAUUACUCCGCCCUGAAGCAGGUCUGCACCCUCAUCGCCGCGGUGCUUGCGAAGGCCAAGGGGGACAUCUCACAGGGGAGGGAGGCCAUCCUGAAAUGGCUGGACCACUUGGAGGGGCUAAAUAAUGAUUGGCUGCUGCGCGAAAGCCGCCUCCUCAGUUUUCUCCUGGAGAAGGUGGGCGCCAUGGAGCAGCAUGACCGGAAUGGGUUUCUCCAGCUGGGGGCGCUCGCGCGGGAGUUCCUCGCCUGCCGGGUGGACCUGCCCGAUUUGAAGCGGGGGAAUGGUUGUCUCGCUUCAAAUCAGGAGAGUAGUUUUACCGCCUCGAAUCAGGGGAGUAGUUUUCCCGCUUCAAAUCAGGAGAGUAGUCUUCCCGCUUCGAAUCAGGGGAGUAGCUGCCCCGACUCGGCCGCUCCACUGGAGACUUCCCCCCAGCCGGACCGCCAACAAUGGGGGGCCUUGCUGGGCGCGCUGCGCGACCUCGCUCAGAGUGAUGAAGCACGACGGGUGCUGAGCCAAGUGGAGAGCUACUACACGAAAGGAGAUAGCUCAGCCAAGGAGACAGUGCAGCACAUACGAAGCGUGAGCCACCUACUACAUCUCUACCUAAGGCAUUCAUUUGAACAGUUAAAAAAGGAGAUGAAAAAAAAGGUAGAGGCGCUGGAGGAAGAACGGGAGAAGCUAACCAAGCUGGUGGAGCAGCUCCAAAGUGACUACGAAUCCUUCGAGUCGAGUCUAAUGAAACGGAAGGAACAAAUGGUGGAGACAUACAGAGCAAGCAUCCGGGAGGAGAUAGACCUUUUUCAAAACCGAGUGAUGGAGGAUAUCAAAGAAGUGGUCCAAAAGAAUGUGAGCCAAAUGAAUGAGGUGGUGAAUGGGAAGCUACAGUCCCUCUCUAGCCAACUGCACGACGAAUGUAGAAGCAAGUUUAAAAAAAUGAUUACCCACUCGGUAAGCACCCUGGAGGGGUUCCUAUCAAAUCAUGAGGAACGAUGGGAUAGACAUCAUCGGGACUGCCUCCAGUCAGCUGAUCUGGUGAACCAAAAGGUGAGCUCCUAUUACGAACACUUAGGUUGCAUUUUCACAGAUGUGGAGGCCCAAUUUGCCAGUGAGAAAAAAAAAAUGGAGAGAGACUUGCAAACCGUUAGAGACACGUAUAGACGCAUCAUCCAGGGGAACAACGAAGCCAUUGGGAAGGUGGCAAACCGGCUUGAGGCACACUCAUCGGGUAAUCAAAAGGAUAAGGAGGUGCUUUACAGGGAUGUGUCCGGAGCAAUUUUGCGAGAAAGGGACGAACUGGACGGUAGGAGGAAGAAGGCAGAGGAGCUGGCGGGGAGACACGUGGAAGAGGUUAACCUGUGUAAUGGAAACUAUGGGGAACACCUCAGCAAAUGUGACUCUUACGUGAAGCAGCUUCUGCAGCGAUUUGGAGAAAAGGAAGAAGACCCAAGUGAUGAGUGCGUGGUACUUCCCAAUUGGGACACCCCCGUGAAGCACGAAGGGAAGGACAUCCACGCGGAAAUUGAAAGGGUGCGCUCCUACGCCAGCGAGAGUUUCGCCCACUUGGGAGACGCCCAUUUCAGCGGCGUAGACCCCCCCGGUGAUGCCACUUCAGGUGAUGCCUGCGGGGUGAGCGACUUACCCUAUGGCGGUCGCCACCCCUACGCCGACCUGCACUACGACCACGUGAGGGAGGAGGUCCUCAAAGAAAUAGAAGACGUCUCCUUCCAGAAAGACAUCAACUUCAAGUGCCUUUUCGACAGAAUCGAUGAGAAUUUAAGUCUUAUCCUUAACGAAAACAACUUUGCUCGCCAUCGAGGUGGGAGCGUGGAACUCUCCAGGGGGGAUAGCAUUGGUGGGGGGGGCAGCAUCAUCAUACCACUUACCUCCUCUCGUGCUGCUGCCCUUCCAGCUUCUUCCCCUCAUGUGAAUGACGUCCUACAUACUACCUUUCAUGGCAACUCCACUCCGUCUGCACCUCCUGGGAACGCCAUGCAGAGAGGGACGACCCACGAACAGGGUCAGAAGAAAGCAAGUGGCUUCUUCCCCACAGGAGAGGGAGAAGCAAAUGUGGAAAGUGGAAGCUCCAAGAUCCUCUCAGAUUGCAGCAGGAAGAGGAACAAAAGUAUUGAAGCUGUGCAGGGGAGGAAACUCGGCUUCACUUCCAACGAGUUGAGGAAUCCCAUUGCGAGAAUAAAGCCGCUGGGGAAUAGCGGGGGGUCUCGAAAGAACUCACCAGCCCCGAAGCGGCUCAAGGAGGACGCUUCCAAAGGCAGGCCCAUCAAGUUCCUUCGCAAAUCGGAGGAUUAG